AUGGCGGACCCGGGAGGGAUGGACGAGAGGAGUGCAGAUCGGUUGCGGCAUCCGGGGAGGAAGCGCGUGCUGGGUUUCGUCGGGGUUCAGACCGGUUUCGGCAGCCGCACUAGACGCGGGUUGCUUCGCGAGACAUGGUUCCCCGCCACGCCCGAAGACCACGCGCGCAUAGAAGCAGCAACAGGGUUGGUGUUCCGGUUCAUCAUCGGGCACGGCAGAAGCACACUGGACGAGCAGCUGCUGCAGGCGGAGAACAGCACUCACGGGGACUUCCUUCGCAUCGACGUGGACGAGGCGUACCUCAAUCUCAACCACAAGACUCUCGUGUACUUCACGUCUCUCUUCAAGCUCUAUGAAGCGGAAUUUUACGUCAAGGCAGACGACGACAUUUACUUGAGACCAGACCGCCUCUCCUCUCUGAUCGCCAGGCCAAGGAAAUCACCUCGAACCUACCUUGGGUGCUUGAAGAAGGGAGCUGUGUUCACUAACCCCAAAAUGAAGUGGUUUGAGCCCAAGUCAUGGCUGGUGGGAUCGGAGUAUUUCCUGCAUGCCUACGGCCCCAUCUACGCCCUCUCAUACGACGUGGUCAACAUUCUCAACUCCAUUCCCAAGGGCAGCGCAAUCCGAAAGCGCGCCGAGUCCCGUCGCCGCGGCAACUACCUGUCGCACGUUGCUCUGCUCGCCUCGCUCCUCGUGCUUCGUCUCCCCACUUCCUUCGCCGUCCUCAUUGACUCCUCGCAAGUUCCCCCGCUGCUGGAGAUGCAGGCGGGGUGGGGAGUGAGCCUCAACGAGUGGCGCGCCAAUGGCAACUGUGAUGCUGCCACAGGGCUGACGUGCGAUGAGGGCGGGUUCGUCGUGGGCAUGACCCUCACAGCGGAGCAGGUGCCUGCAGGGCUGCCAGGGCCCUUCCCCACGGCCAUUGGCAGCCUUACCCACCUCACAGACCUAACGCUUGACCUGAGCAACGGAACCGCUUCCAUUCCCAAUGCCAUCAGCACCCUCCGCCGCCUCGCUACCCUGCGGCUCUCAGGUGCGGCUCUCCGGGGCACCCUGCCCUCAGCCCUCGCGCAGCUUCCUGCGCUCUCUUCUCUCUCACUGGUUGACAGCAUGCUCACCGGCUCCAUUCCAGCUUUCCUCUCGGCGCUCACACAAUUGACAGAGCUGGCCAUGUAUAACGGUGCCUUCAAUGGUGUUAUACCUGAUACAAUCACAUCCCACACUGCGCUACAGCGUCUCAUGCUAGCACAGAACAACUUCACAGGAAGCAUUCCCAGCAGCAUCAGUGCGUUGAACAGCCUCGAGUACCUGGCCAUCGGAACCAACCCCCUCUCAGGCUCCCUCCCGGCCGCCCUUGCAUCGCUGCCUCUCCUGCAAUACCUGGAUGUGAGCUCUGCGAGCAUCAAGGGCUCCAUCCCAUCAGCACUGGGCAACCUGAGUCGGUUACGCAUGCUAGCUCUGGGCGGCAACCAACUCACGGGCGGCAUUCCUCCGUCCAUUGCUGGCCUCUCUGCCCUCACCCAACUCAACCUGGCUGGCAACAACCUCACAGGCUCCAUUCCCCCCGCCAUAAGCCUCCUCAAUAAGCUUAGUGUCAUCGAUCUCUCCUACAACCUCCUCUCAGGCCCCAUCCCUGCAGUCCUCAGCACCCUUCCCAACCUCUCUUCCAUCAACUUGGGCAACAACCAGCUCACAGGGCCCUUUCCACCGUCGCUUGCCAACCAUACGAGUGUCACUUACAUCGGCCUGCAGAACAACCACCUCUCUGGCUCGCUGCCGGCCUCCCUCUCCUCGCUGCCGUCCCUCGUCUACCUGUUAUUAGGAACCAACAACAUCUCAGGCUCCCUACCGGACAGCAUUGGAAGCCUCUCGCUUCUCAGCAACCUCGACAUGGGUUACAACCAACUCUCAGGCCCCUUUCCCUCAGCCAUCGCCAACUUAUCUCGCCUGCGCACGCUGCGCCUGGGUCAGAACCACAUAGAGGGCAGUCUGCCGUCCAACCUGCAAAGCAUGGCCAGCCUCGAGUACAUGUACCUAGCGCAGAACAACCUCUCUGGGUCCAUCCCUGCAGCAAUCGCCAAUCUCACUGCCCUUUCCUUCCUGGGCUUGGGAGGCAAUCAGCUCACAGGGCGCAUUCCUCCAGCCAUCACCCGUCUCACCAAUUUAGCCUUCCUUGACCUGUCAUACAACAGCCUCACGGGUCCCAUUCCUGAAUCCAUAGGCGCUCUCUCUUCGCUCACCAGCCUGAACCUAAGGCACAACAACCUCACCGGGCCCAUUCCCACCUCCCUUGGCGCUCUUGCCAAAGGGAUACUCGUAGACAUGAGUGCCAAUCAGCUCUCAGGGUCCAUUCCUGACUCCAUCACCACCCUCCUCAGCCUCGUUUACAUCGCCAUGGGUAACAACAACCUCACGGGCUCUGUGCCAGCUGGCAUGGGUCACCUCACCGCCCUCAGCCAGCU
Messenger RNA from Closterium sp. NIES-65, 2459 nucleotides. The record is from the annotation of a GenBank genome assembly. Lineage: Eukaryota; Viridiplantae; Streptophyta; Zygnematophyceae; Desmidiales; Closteriaceae.